Micromonas commoda is the source of this 663-nucleotide messenger RNA. RefSeq lists its product with no specific name. The annotation marks the transcript as partial. The record is from RefSeq and is a predicted model, not a curated record. Gene Ontology annotation, molecular function: protein binding. The transcript has a single exon. Lineage: Eukaryota; Viridiplantae; Chlorophyta; Mamiellophyceae; Mamiellales; Mamiellaceae.
AUGGACGCCAGAGGACGCUCGCUGCUGUACGUCGCCGCCCGCGCCGCGGACCCCGCCGCGGUCAAACGGGCGCUCAUCCUCGUCAACGCGGAGACGGCGUCCGCGCGAACAGCCUCGGGCAAGACCGCGCUGUUCGCCGCCGCCCGGGGCGGGUGCCGCGAGAUCGUCGAGAUCCUCGCGAAACGCGCCGACGCCGACCCGAACGCGCGUGCCAACGACGGCCGAACCGCGCUGUGGACCGCGUGCUACCACGGCCACGUCGAAGCCGCGCGCGUGCUGGUCCAACACGGGGCGGAUCCGUCCAUCCCGGACGCGUCGGGACGGACCCCGCUCCUGGCCGCGUGCGCCGCGGGGUCGGGGACGUGCGCGCGGUUCUUGUUGAGCGGCGCGUGCGACAUGCCGCGGCGCGUGGACGCCGAGGUGAAGGAGGCGUCGGCGGGGUGCUCGCCCCUCUUCGCCGCGUGCGUGGACGGCGAUGUAUCCACCGUGACGAGUUUGCUGUGCGCGGGGGCCAAGGUGGACGCCGAGAACAAACACGGUCGGACGCCGUUGAUGGCCGCGGCGAUGUGCGCGCACGCGGAUGUCGUGCUCGCGCUGAUGUGUCGCGGCGCGGAUCCGAACAGGGCGGACGAGGGCGGGGAGACGGCGCUCCAUCUGGCGGCG